AUGACAGCCGGAACAGUGGUCAUCACAGGUGGAAUCAUAGCUGCAGUCAUCUUACUGACUAUUGUUACAGUACUGUGUUGCUGUAGGCUGCAGUAUUACUGUUGUAAGAGUGAUGGGUCAGAGGAGGAGGAAGAGGAGGAGGAGCCUGACUUCACCAAAUCCUUGCCCAGUCCAGCACAUCACUCAAACCCCACAAACCCUCCGUGUUCUCCACAACCACAGAGCCCUCAGAGUCCUCCAAGUUUUCUGACUUCACCAAGCCCAUUGAGUAUAAUAUCUCUUCCAGAACCCUCAUCCUCUAAGCAGCUUCUCACAACCUCACAGCUUCACAAGCUCAAUGGGCCAGCAGUCUGCAGACACUAUAGCCCUGCUCUGUCCCCGGCUCCCAUACGCUCCUACAUGUUCUGCCCCACAUGCUCUGGCCUACUGCCCUUCUACCUGCCUCGAGAGCAGGGAGUAAGGAAUGGUGGAGGAAAGAUCAGCUAUAGGAGCUUAGAGCAGCAAGAAGUAGACCUGCCUAUGGACAUAUCCAGCUUUAACAAGCUUAACCUCAUACGUUCUAUCACCAUGAGGGAGGUGGUGACACACCAGAGCAUCAGUACUGAUGUGUAA
Neoarius graeffei (lesser salmon catfish) is the source of this 612-nucleotide messenger RNA. It is a transcript of the gene fam163b, whose product is annotated as protein FAM163B. Bases 1 to 612 code for a protein of 203 amino acids. The transcript is spliced from 2 exons. The record is from RefSeq and is a predicted model, not a curated record. NCBI's taxonomy places the organism in Eukaryota, Metazoa, Chordata, Actinopteri, Siluriformes, Ariidae.